Messenger RNA from Trichoplax adhaerens, 738 nucleotides. RefSeq lists its product as uncharacterized. Gene Ontology annotation, cellular component: membrane. Lineage: Eukaryota; Metazoa; Placozoa; Uniplacotomia; Trichoplacea; Trichoplacidae. The record is from RefSeq and is a predicted model, not a curated record. The transcript has 2 exons. The annotation marks the transcript as partial.
AUUCGACUGGUUAAUGGACCUAAUGUAGCUGAUGGACAUGUGCAAGUUUAUCAUGAUGGCCGCUGGGGCUUCAUAUGCCACUAUGGAUGGGAUAUACAGGAUGCUAGAGUGGUGUGUACACAAUUAGGAUAUAAUAACGCAUCAUCCGCUGGCUGUUGUAGUCAGUAUGGUUAUAGUUUUGGUACAUAUUGGAUAAAUAAUCUAAAUUGUACCGGAAGCGAGAACUCUAUUUAUAACUGCUCUGACUUUAGUUGGAGUAAUGGUACUACUACAUGUUCGCGAUAUGAUAAAGCAUCAGUUAAAUGUACAGGUUCGUACAGUAUGAAAUUGAGACCGGUUACAGAUGGUACUCUUAGAUUGGUUGCUCAGUAUAAUUCGGCCGGACCGAACGAAGGCAAUGUUGAAAUCUAUCACAACGGAACUUGGGGUGCAAUAUGUCAUAAUUCCUUCAAUAUCAAGGAUGCUCAAGUUGUAUGCCGCCAGCUUGGCUAUACUAAUGCUUCGUAUACGUCCUGCUGCUCGAAUUAUGGGAACAGCAAUUAUAAGUUGACAUGGUUAAGUUAUUUAAAUUGCAGUGGUAAUGAAAGUAGAGUUUUAGAUUGCCCUCGUGGUUCCAGAUGGGGAGAUUUCUCCAAUGGAUGUGGUAGAUACAGUAUAGCUGGUGUUAGUUGUACAGGUUUGAGCAAUAAGAUUACCUAUCUAAUUUUUAUCUUUGCUGCGGCAUUUGUUACUAUUUGA